AUGUUCGAUCGGAAUGACGAUAACCACCCCAGACAACGCCAUAAGUACUCAUUGCGUGGAUUCUGGCGAAGCGAAGUCGCAUCAUCGCUCGUCGUCGUGACGAGACCAGGCCAGAAUAGGAUGCUAGCUCGAAAUGACGUCUCGCGAGGCGCGUUUUUCGGGGAAAGCUCGGGCCUUGACGCCGGACAGCGAUUGGUUCGAACCACGCCGAACCGAAGGAAUCUAACUGUCCGUGCGGCGGGUAACACUUUCGGCACCGCAUUUCGGGUUACCACAUUCGGCGAAUCGCACGGCGGAGGGGUAGGCUGCGUCGUCGACGGUUGCCCCCCGCGCCUGCCGCUCUCAGAGAAGGACCUGCAGGUCGACCUGGACAGGCGUCGGCCGGGCCAGUCGCGCAUUACCACUCCGCGCAAGGAGACAGACACGUGCCGGAUUCUGUCAGGCACUGCUGAUGGGGUGACGCUAGGAACGCCCAUCGCGGUUCUCGUGCCAAACCAAGACCAGAGGGGAGGGGACUACUCUGAGAUUGCAGUGGCCUACCGUCCGUCCCACGCUGAUGCAACGUACGACUUCAAGUAUGGCGUGCGAGCCAUUCAGGGAGGAGGCAGGUCGUCAGCUCGUGAGACUAUUGGUCGAGUGGCGGCCGGUGCAAUUGCCAAGAAGCUUCUGGCCCUCCACUCAGGCACUGACGUGCUCGCGUUUGUGUCACAAGUGCACCACGUGGACUUGCCAGAGGAUGCUGUCGACCUCGAUACAGUCACACUGGAUCAGGUGGAAGCCAACAUCGUGCGCUGCCCCGAUGCGGCAGUGGCCGAGAAAAUGAUUGAUGCCAUUGACGCUGUGAGGGUGAAGGGCGACUCGUGUGGCGGCGUGGUCACCUGCGUGGCCAGGAACGUUCCCCGGGGGCUGGGCUCGCCUGUGUUUGACAAGCUAGAGGCCGAGCUGGCACGGGCGCUCAUGUCUCUGCCCGCCACAAAGGGGUUUGAAAUUGGGAGCGGCUUCUCAGGAACGCGCAUGCUGGGCAGCGAGCACAACGACGAGUUCUACGGGGGCAUCUCAAAUGGGGAGAACAUUGUGGUCCGCGUGGCAUUCAAACCCACCUCCACCAUCACAAGGAGUCAGCGCACGGUAACUCGCGAGGGCGUGGAGACAGAGCUCAAGGCGCGUGGCCGGCACGACCCUUGUGUGGUGCCCAGAGCCGUCCCCAUGGUGGAGGCCAUGGUGGCUCUAGUCCUCGCAGAUCAGCUGCUGCAGCACGUGGCUCAGUGCGACCUGCUGCCUGCUGAAGCCCUCGCCCCUGCUGCUGGUGUUACGGGCGGUAACCAGCGGGAAGCUACACUGUCGGAGCAGUCUGCCAUGUAUAGCGAGCAAUGA
Closterium sp. Yama58-4 is the source of this 1374-nucleotide messenger RNA. Lineage: Eukaryota; Viridiplantae; Streptophyta; Zygnematophyceae; Desmidiales; Closteriaceae. The record is from the annotation of a GenBank genome assembly.